AUGGAAACCGGGAAAAUAUCAAUUAGUGACUAUGAAAAUCUAUUAUUAUUGCAAUGCUUGGGAAAUUUUGAUUUAAAAAGUAUAGGUAUAUCGUCAAGUUAUAUUAGCUUAAUUGAUAAAGACGAAGUAGGAAGAAAUGAUUUAGAAUGGCAUGAAAUUGAACCAUAUCUUCGAUUUCUUGGGGUAAAUACAUCUGAACUUUGGCAAGCAAAUAUUGAUAUGUCGUCUUAUGAAUCUCAAUUAAAUGAUAUAAAUAAAACCCUGCCAAAAACAGAGAUGUCAUUACAGUCAAUACUUGAGAGACUUGAAAAGAUUUUGCAAACGAAAUCCCCAUUUACCCUUAUUCAAAGAAUUUCAGCAGAAAAUUCUUCAUAUCCGCAAAAAAUAUCCGAAAUUCAAGCAAAAACCGAAAAUUGUUUAAAAACUCACAUAGAUAAUUUACAAGAAAUUUCAGAAAAUUUACAUGAUAUAUCUCUAUAGCCCGAUCCUUCUUUUGGCUCGGCUGUCUCGACGUCGGAAUGGGAGAUGGCCCUACCAACAUUUAUUGGUAAAGCAAACUCCCCAGAUGUCAAAUUUCCAUAUAGAGUGGAUUUACCAUCUGGGGAGUUGGUUUUACCAACAAAUAGUGAUAAAACCAACUCCCAUAUCAACAUCGGGAUAGCCGAGCCAAAAGGAAGCUCGGGCUAUACUUUAUGCCGAUGGAAAUCAAAAUACUUUGCAAUGCAAUGAAUUAGAAUUAAAGCAAGAUAUACAAAUAUUAAAUAGAAAAUGCUUAGAGCAGUCUCUAGAAAAUGAUUUAUACAAUCCAACCACUUUAGAAGCUUUAAAUAUUAUAAAAGAAGAACUAAUUAAAACAUUAGACGAGCAAUCUGAUUUAAAAUCAAUUCUUUCUUCAAGACUUGCCAGAUACGAAUCUGAUCCAAAUUUAAUGAAAAUCCUUACUCCCCUCUCUGUGAGCGAGCAAAAAAAAUUUGUUGCCUCAAGGAGAGGGGUUAAAUUUUUUUUAUAAAAAUUUAUAUAUAAAUUUUAUAGUAAUUUUUUUUCGAAAUUUAAAAAAAAAUCCUAAUUCGCAAAAACUUGAAAGCAAUAUUAAUUUAAUUUGUAAAAUUUAUGUUUUAAAAUGCAAGCUGUUUUAAAUAAAUCAGAAUAAUACUAAUUAUCAAUUAUAUAUCAUUUUUUUUCAUUUUUGACCGCUUCAUGGAGGGUAGGUUUCUGGGCAAAAAAUAGAAAUUUUUUCAUUGGUUUUGUUCGAUCCGGAGAAGGGGAGCUAAUUCCUAUGCUGAAACCUUAUCAAAAAUCCAAGCUAAACAGAGAGAUAUUGAUUCUUUAAAUAGUUAA
Molecule: messenger RNA, 1338 nt
Organism: Blepharisma stoltei
Lineage: Eukaryota; Ciliophora; Heterotrichea; Heterotrichida; Blepharismidae
Source: the annotation of a GenBank genome assembly